This is a messenger RNA of Xiphias gladius (swordfish), 4031 nucleotides long. Its product is annotated as neuroblast differentiation-associated protein AHNAK-like. Gene Ontology annotation, biological process: regulation of RNA splicing; peripheral nervous system myelin maintenance. Gene Ontology annotation, cellular component: cytoplasm; nucleus. The transcript has a single exon. NCBI's taxonomy places the organism in Eukaryota, Metazoa, Chordata, Actinopteri, Istiophoriformes, Xiphiidae. The record is from RefSeq and is a predicted model, not a curated record. Bases 81 to 3263 code for a protein of 1060 amino acids.
CUUCUGCCAAAGUGGAAAUUAAAGCUCCUGGAAUUCAAGUUCAGACAAGUAAUCUUGAAGGAUCACAAUCUAAGUUUAAAAUGCCAACAUUCAAAUUACCCAAAUUUGGAGGUCCUACUCCACAGGCCAGUGUGGAAGUACCUGAUUUGGACAAAGACAUUCAAGUGGAAGGAGCAGAUUUACAAUUACCAGAAGCAAAAGCUGAAGUCAAACUUCCUGAUUUUGAAAUCAAAGAGGCUGUGGGUUCAAUUUCAGUAACACAGGUGACAAUGGCAGAGAGUGAUGAAAAGGUGAAAAAGACAAGCUGGACAUUGCCAAAAUUUUCAUUUUCAAAGACAAGCAUUAAGGGCUCUGAAGCUGAUGUCAACCUUGAUACCCCAAAAGUUGAUGUUACACUACCAGAGGCCGAAACAGAAAUACAUCCUCCAGAUAUUGACAUCAAAGAUUCCUCAAGUAUUUCAGUGGAGGGGGCACCUGCUACAGAACAUGAUGCCAAGUUGAAAAAGCCAAGGUUUUCAUUACCCAAAUUUUCAUUUUCAAAGCAAAGUACACCAGAGCUUGAAGUUGAUGUCAGUCUCCCAGAAGUUGAUGUUUCUCUACCAGAAGGAAUUCUGGAAGUCAAACCACCUGAAGUAGAGCUUGAGCCACCAGAAGGGGACGCAGAAUUAGAUGGGCAGGAAAGCAAGUUUAAAAUGCCAAAGUUUGGCAUUUCAGUGCCAAAAGUAAAAGAGCCUGUAAUCGAUUUGAGCUUAUCAAAGAAAGAUAUAGAUGUCAAACUCCCAGCGGCCAAAGCUGAAGUUCCGCUUCCAGAUGUUAAAAUAAAACAAACGUCUGCCAAAGUGGAAAUUAAAACUCCUGAAACUGAAGCUCAACCAGGUAAUGUUGAAGGAUCAGCCUUAAAAUUUAAAAUGCCAACAUUCACAUUACCCAAAUUUGGAGCUGCUACUCCAAAGGUCAGUGUGCAAGCACCUGAUGUGAACAAAGACAUUAAAAUUGACGGCGCAAAGCUGGAAGUACCUAAAGAGGGAGCUACAGUGGAUGUCGAGGCACCCAUCAUUGACACUAAAGGCCUAUCUCUAGAUGUGAAAGCUAAAGGAAGUGAACUCGAAGGAUCAAGAAGCAAGUCUAAAAUGCCACAUUUAGACAUCUCAGUGCCCGAAGUUAAAGGACCUGAAGUUGAUUUAAGUCUAUCAAAGAAAGGAGUAGAUUUCACAUUACCAGAAGCUAAAAGUGAGGUCACACUGCCUAGUGUUGAGGUCAAAGAACCUGAAGGUGCCAUUUCAGUGCCAGAUGAACCUACAGUUGAGGUUGAAGCCAAGUUGAAACGACCAACCUGGACAUUUCCAAAAUUUUCGUUUUCCAGAACAGGUGGUAAAUCCCCUGAUGUUGAUGUCAACCUUGAAACACCCAAAGAUGAUGUUACAUCACCAGAAGCCAAAACAGAAGUCUGUCUACCAGAUGUUGAAGUCAAAGGACCUUUGGGGGUUAUUUCAAUGGAAGAGCCACCUGCUGCAGAACUUGAUGCAAACUUGAAAAAACCUAAAUUUUCAUUACCUAGAUUUUCUUUUUCAAAGUCAAGUGUUACGGCACCCGAAGACAGCGCUGAGCCUCCACGUGUUGAUAUUUCUCUUCCAGAAGGAGAAGUAAAAAUCAAACAACCAGAUAUGGAAAUUAAAGCUCCUGAGCUUGAAGAGGAACUUGAUGUACAAGGAAGCAAGUUCAAAUUGUCAAAGUUUGGCAUUGCACUACCAAAAGCAAAAGGACCUGAAGUUGAUUUAAACGCAUCACAGAAAGAUGUAGACGUCACACUGCCAGAAGUUAAAGCAGAGGUCAAACUCCCUGAGGUUGAAGUCAAGGAAUCUUCAGCUAGUGUGGAGACUGAAGCAAAGUCAAAAGAUGUUGUAGGAUCACAAUUAAAAUUUAAAAUGCCGACACUGAAAAUGCCGAAAUUUGGAGGUGCUACCUAUGAUGUCACUGUAGAAGCACCUGAUGCAGACAAAGUGGAAGCUGAUGGAGCUAAAGUUAAGGAGGAUGUUACUCUCAGUAUCAAGGCUCCAGCUGUUGCUAUUAAAACCGAUACACCCAAAGCAGCAAUAUUGGAUUCUGAAACGCCAAAGACUGAGACUGAUGGCUUGGGUCAUAUAUCUCCAAGUAAAUUCAAACUGCCAUUAUUUAAAAUCCCGAAGCUGAGUUUCUCAAGACCCAAACCUGAAGAUGAGUGUGCCCCUGGUGAUAAUGAAUGCAAAGAAGAUCAGGCAGAUAUAGAAGUCAAGCCGGAAGAAGACUCUAAAUCACCAAAGUUGACUUUGACAUCAUUUGGUGAGAUCCUCAAGAAUAUUGAUGUGGAAUUUGAUGUUUCAAAAACAGAGAAAGUGGUAGAAAACCUUGAAACCUUAAACAAAGUUCCUGAAACAAGUGAACCCAGUGAAAAGAAGUCAGAGGCAAAGGAAAAGGAGACAAAAACCAAGCAAGAUACAACCAAAAGUCCUGAGAGGACAGGUUGGUUUAAAUUCCCCAAAUUUGGACUGUCCUCCCCAUCAGAACCUGCCAAGAUUUCUGAAAAAGACAAGUGCAAGGAUGAAAAGAGCCCAGUAGCGGAAACAGGGGAUGAAGAAAUAAGCCCCACCUGUUCUAUCCAGUCAUCAGAUGCCUUUGCUGAUAUUAGCUCUACAAUGACAAGUGAGCAUGUUGGCCUGUCCUUAUCCUCUCCAACCAAGGUCACUGUGAAGUACUCUGAUCCUGAUGCUACUACAGGGCACAGAGAGCUACACAGCAACAUCAUUACUUCCACCACGAGGACUGGAAUGAUCUCGGUUGAGCCCAAUUUGCCCGAGAAAAUCACCAUUCUGUCACCUGGAGUUUCGUCUUCAUCAGAAGACACACUCAGACUGGAUUCUGGAAAAAUACAUGUCGUUACAUCAAAUAUACAAGCAACUCCAGAAUCACAUCAUGCCAAGUUACUAACUGCUGUCCAAGUCCAAUCAGCUGGAGGCUCCCCCCUGAAAUCAGAGGCUAACGAAGCUGCGUCGUGGACUGUUGAAGAUUCACAAAGCGGCAAGAGAACGGUCUUUGAGAGGCACUUGGUCAGGCAGACAUCAAGCGAAAGAAGUGAAAGCAAAGAAACAAUCGUUGUGACGAAACAUAUUACACACAUAUUUGACUCUUCUGAGCCCAUCUCAGGUGAGACAGCCUCAUCCAUACAACGACUGAAAGACUCUGUGCACUCUGACAAAAUGAGGUUCUUUGAUGGAGCUAAGAAGUGAGUUGAAGUUUAACUUACCAAUCAUAGGAAAGAAUUUAUUAGUCCUCAGGUGUUAACUUCGAUCUCUGGUGUUAAUAAGCUUGUAACCGAGUGCCCUUACUGCAUAUUAUGACAGGGCUUCAACAAAUAUCUUUGCUUAUGGUACAGAACUAAAUUAAGCCAUGUCUUUUGCUUAUCAAACCUUAUCAACCUCUUUGUGGUUUCAUAGUUUUUAAUGUACAAUUUUGAUCCGAGUCACUCGUGCUCUUAUUAAUCCGAUGAAAACCAACAGUGCAUUUCAUUUACCAACGGUUGAUGCAAAAAUCUGAACAAGACUGCUGCAAAAAUCGAUCAAUGUUACUGACAUUCCAUAAUAUUUUUUACAAUAAUUUACACUGUAAAGUACAGAGUAGGGAACGCCUUAAAUACCAUAGUGCAGUAUGUAUGCCACAAAAAGGAAUAUGCACAUGUAUCACCAAGAUAUUCUUGUUGCUGUAGCUAAAAUGUAAAGAAACAAUAGCAAUGCAAAGCUGAAAUGACACGCUUACGAUCAAACACGACAAGUGUUACUGCUGCAACCAUAUUUUUAGUAAUACUUUGCUACUCAGAACCUAAUUUGCUACUAUAAAAUUAUCACAUCCUAUUUUCUUUCAAUAUCACUGUACAAAGUGGAAAUAUUGAACAGGCUGUGUAAAUAGCUUUUAUUGACCUCUGGAGUUUUAUUUGAUUACUGCUCCUGUUUGUAUCCUAAUAGGCUUUAACUCAACGUGUUUGCACAGUUAUACACAAU